Seriola dumerili (greater amberjack) is the source of this 5265-nucleotide messenger RNA. RefSeq names its product ATPase secretory pathway Ca2+ transporting 1 (gene atp2c1). Gene Ontology annotation, molecular function: ATP binding; P-type calcium transporter activity; ATP hydrolysis activity. Gene Ontology annotation, cellular component: plasma membrane; endoplasmic reticulum; Golgi membrane. The record is from RefSeq and is a predicted model, not a curated record. Bases 61 to 2823 code for a protein of 920 amino acids. The transcript is spliced from 27 exons. Lineage: Eukaryota; Metazoa; Chordata; Actinopteri; Carangiformes; Carangidae. Gene Ontology annotation, biological process: calcium ion transmembrane transport; manganese ion transport; intracellular calcium ion homeostasis.
CUGAUAUGGUGGAAGCUGUUCAGUCAGAGAAAAACGCUCCGCUGUGGGAUUUCACGGAAGAUGCUGAAGAAACGGGAGCUGCUGCUUUCCGAGAGACAACCUUCCAGUGAAGAUGAGACCAUGGUCCCAGUACUAACCUCCAGAAAAGCCAGUGAACUCCCUGUCAACGAAGUAGUGUGUGUCCUGCAGGCCGACCUGCAGCUGGGUCUGACCCAGGAGGAGGUGAGCCAGAGGAGGGCCUACCACGGCUGGAAUGAGUUCGACAUCAGUGAGGAGGAGCCGCUAUGGAGGAAAUACAUCUCACAGUUCAAAGACCCUCUCAUCCUGCUGCUGCUGGCGUCUGCCGUCAUCAGCAUCCUCAUGCACCAGUUUGAUGACGCCAUCAGCAUCACUGUGGCCAUCAUCAUAGUGGUGACAGUCGCCUUUGUCCAGGAGUAUCGCUCAGAAAAGUCUCUGGAGGAGCUCGGGAAACUGAUGCCUCCAGAAUGUCACUGUAUCAGGGCGGGAAACCUGGAGCACCUGCUGGCCAGAGAGCUGGUUCCUGGAGACACCGUCUGUCUGUCGGUGGGAGAGAGAGUCCCAGCUGACCUCCGCCUCUUUGAGGCCACCGACCUGUCUGUAGAUGAGUCCAGUCUGACGGGGGAGACCACCCCCUGCUCCAAAUCCACCUCCCACCAGCCGGCGGCCACCAACGGAGACAUCGCGUCCCGCAGCAACAUCGCCUUCAUGGGGACUCUGGUGCGCUGUGGUAAAGCCAAGGGCAUCGUCAUAGGAACUGGAGAAAACUCUGAGUUUGGGGAGGUGUUCAAGAUGAUGCAAGCAGAAGAGGCUCCUAAAACUCCUCUACAGAAGAGCAUGGACCUGCUGGGGAAGCAGCUGUCUCUGUACUCCUUCUGCAUCAUAGGGGUCAUCAUGCUGGUGGGGUGGCUGCAGGGGAAGAGGAUCCUGGACAUGUUCACCAUCGGUGUCAGUCUGGCCGUAGCUGCCAUCCCUGAGGGUCUGCCCAUCGUGGUGACGGUGACGCUGGCGCUUGGCGUGAUGCGCAUGGUGAAGAAAAGAGCCAUCGUCAAGAAGCUGCCCAUCGUAGAAACUCUGGGCUGCUGUAACGUGAUCUGUUCAGACAAGACAGGAACGCUGACCAAGAACGAGAUGACAGUCACUCAGCUGUUCACAUCAGACGGACUCCACGCUGAGGUGACGGGCGUCGGCUACAACAGAGCAGGAGAAGUUUUACUGGACGGAGAAAUCAUCCACGGCUUCUCCUGCCCUUCUAUAAGUAAGAUCGUGGAGGUCGGCUGUGUGUGCAACGACUCAGUGAUCAGGAACCACAAUCUGCUGGGACGACCGACGGAGGGAGCGCUGAUCGCCCUCGCCAUGAAGAUCGGCCUGGAGGGCGUGCAGAAGGAGUACGUCCGUCUGGAGGAGCAUCCCUUCACGUCGGAGCAGAAGUGGAUGGCUGUUCGCUGUGUUCAUCGCACCCAGCAGGACAAGGCGGGCGUUUACUUCAUGAAGGGAGCGUACGAGCAGGUGAUUCGCUUCUGCAGCUCCUACAACAGCAGAGGAGCCGCACUCCCCCUCAGCCACCAGCAGAGGGAGCUGUACCAGCAGCAGAUCAGUUACAUGGGCACUGCGGGGCUGAGAGUGCUGGCCUUCGCCUCCGGCUCAGAGAUAGGGAAGCUGACCUUCCUGGGUCUGGUGGGCAUCAUCGACCCCCCCAGGUCAGGGGUCAAAGAGGCCGUGGCCACGCUCAUCAACUCCGGAGUCGCCAUCAAGAUGAUCACAGGAGACUCCCAGGAGACGGCGGUGUCUAUAGCCAGUCGUCUGGGGCUCUACUCUAAAGGCUGUCAGUGUUUGUCUGGAGAAGAGGUGGAUCAGCUCGACCUGCAGCAGCUCUCACACAUCGUCCCCAGAAUAGCAGUGUUUUAUCGAGCCAGUCCUAGACACAAGCUGAAGAUUGUGAAGUCUCUCCAGAACAUCGGUGCUGUGGUGGCCAUGACAGGUGACGGCGUGAACGAUGCCGUGGCUCUGAAAGCCGCUGACAUCGGCGUGGCCAUGGGCCAGACGGGCACCGACGUCUGCAAAGAGGCGGCUGACAUGAUCCUGGUGGACGACGACUUCCAGACCAUCAUGUCGGCCAUCGAGGAGGGAAAAGGAAUUUAUAACAACAUCAAGAACUUUGUUCGCUUCCAGCUGAGCACGAGUAUCGCAGCACUGACACUCAUCUCCCUGGCGACGCUGAUGAACUUCCCCAACCCGCUGAACGCCAUGCAGAUCCUGUGGAUCAACAUCAUCAUGGAUGGACCCCCGGCUCAGAGUUUGGGGGUGGAGCCUGUCGACCGGGACGUGAUCCGAAAACCUCCUCGUAACGUGAGAGACAGCAUCAUCACCCGCAGCCUGAUCAUCAAGGUCCUGGUGUCGGCUCUCAUCAUCGUCUGUGGGACUCUGUUCGUCUUCUGGAGGGAGUUGCAGGACAACGUGAUCACUCCUCGAGACACCACCAUGACCUUCACCUGCUUCGUCUUCUUCGACAUGUUCAACGCUCUGAGCUCUCGCUCUCAGACUCGGAUGGUCCAUGAGAUGGGGCUGUGCAGUAACAAGACGUUCUGUUACGCCGUCCUGGCGUCCAUCAUGGGUCAGCUCCUCGUCAUCUACUUCCCUCCUCUGCAGAACGUCUUCCAGACGGAGAGCCUCAGCAUCUUUGACCUGCUGUUCCUGGUGAGCCUCACCUCCUCGGUCUGCAUCGUGUCUGAGGCUAUUAAGAAGGUGGAGAGGUGGAGGGGAAUAGAGCGGACCCCGCCCACUGACUGCUUCCAUGAGGUAUGACCCCCCCAUACCCUCCUACACCCCCACUGCCUGGGCUGAAGGAUCUGAGGAAGACGAGGAGGCGGAUGAAGGUGAUGGGAACAUGAUGGUUUUAGGAUCUCACACCUGAUGGCACUGACUAAAGAAGACUGCAAGGACUUGUGGGAUUUUCCUGUGAGAUCCUCAGACGGGGGGAGAGACUCUGGUCUGGGACUGGAGGGCACUCCCGGUGUCGGGGGGAGGGUUGGGGGGCAAGAUAGCGAACUGGACUUUGAUUGAGCUGGGAGGAAGAGAUGGCUGCUGGGAGAUCUCAGCGCCGACGCCUUUUAGCCGGUGCCCCCGCUACACUCAGAGGAGACUCCUGACAGGAGCUUUGGGGAAACCGCCACGGACCGACCACGCCUUCCCGACGCCAACUGGCUCGUUGUUUAGGAUGUACGUUAAGAAAACCCUCUGACCAAUCAAACACUAGAGACGUGUGCAAUUUUCCUCCAGUCGUCUGUUUUAAAUCUGUCCACCACUGUUGUUGCUUCUCAAUGCGCCGGACGACAUGUCGCAGUUUCCAGCACAGGGCGGAGGUGUGACGGUACAAACCAUGAGAGGAAACUGUUCACCUGGUUCCUUUGAUCCUGCUGAAAGUAAAUGUAAAGAUUUAUGCAGUGAAAUAUUUACAUAAUGACAGUCAUUUAAAGAAACAGUGCAGCUUUAAUUUCAUCUUCUCUGCAGCGUUCAACAACAUUAUUUCGGCACCUAAUUUAAAUAUAAAGUUAUUUUCAUCUUUUUUUCAUCUUGCGUUUUUCAAAAGACGCUCCUAAACAUCUGUCUUUAUAAAGUGAAACAUUUGUGACUAAACAGCAACAACUAACGUUCAAGUUUAAAUUUUAAGAGUAAACUUCAUUCAGUGACGGGCUGCGACUCGGUGUCAGACCACACAUUAAAGUAUCUGACACAGUGAUUUUAUGAAAUAACAAAGUUUCCUGUAAAAACAUUUUGAAUUUCUCAAUGAGGAGAAAAUAUCGUACUAAAUAAAAUAAACUAAAUAAAAGCUUAAAGGUUAAUUAUGUUAAGACAGAGCAGCAGUUCAGACCAAAUAAAUAAAUAAUGUAGCGUCACACCUCCACGACGUGCUGGUUCCUGUGGUCCAUGGGCUUCAAGCUUCAUCCUUCACACACUGGUUUAUAUGAACAGAGCUGCUGUUUGAAACUUCCUGACGCUCGUUGUGGACCUGGGUCCAGACACAGACCGUUCAGUGACACCGCUCCUCAUCCUGUGCCUUAGAGAAGUCAUCCAUCGUUUGAAUCACCUCCACCUGAGCGGAGGAGGAAGAAGCCCUUUACUGAUGGAUGGCUUCUCUGCUUCAUCUGCUUCAGCACUUCACUCAGUUUUCAAUCAAUCUCCCCAAGUUUUAUUUUCCAUUUUUAUUUCCUGUCACAUCUCUGUCUCAGAUUUACCUCCACUUUUAAUCAAUAUAAAUAAGUCAUGGUGCUUUGUGGGAAAUGUAGUUUACUUGGCCUUGGUCUUGUUGUUGAAAGUUUUAUUUGUAGAUUUUUUUUUUUUAUUUAUUUCCAAAAGGCACAUUUAGACAUGACCACGGGGGAAGAGGAAAACACCUUCACUCUGCUUCCUGUUUCCAAAAUUCAUUGUUUGAACAAAGACGGUCGUCAUCGUCUUCAACAAUAUAUUUACUGUGUGUCAGUACGAAAUAUCAGAAGACGUACCUGAUGGGAAGCAGCAGCAGAGUCCAGGUGUUCUUUUACUUUCUCCAGGUUUUGAUUUGUAACUUGCAGCUUUUAACUGUAAAAGAUUAAAGAAUUAAACAUGAGAUUUUAUUUCUAAAUGAGCAAAUGUCAGCAGAGAUAUUAGUCUUGUUUUGUAGCUUUUCCAUCUUUCAUUUCUGCUCUGUGAUCUGGAAACACGCUGAUGUUGGUAGACUGACACCCAGCAGGAAAACUGAGGCGCCUUCACACAGUCCCGUAUCACAGACAGAGUAAAGUCCAACAUCAGCUACAGCUCAGAAUCAAACAGACCAGUUAAAUGAGUCCAAGAAAACGAAAGGAGCAACGUGAGUUUAUUUAAAGAGGAUCUUGAGCAGGAGUUCAGACUAAAAACAAAGCUGUGGUGAUUCAGGAACAGGUGAGGCAGGUUUAUCAGACGCCACAACUCAUACAGGAAGUCACAGCCUCAGCUCCUCUGUUUCUGAGCCUAGUUCAACAAAGAGCCUCCACUCCAACGAAUGAGAGACAGACUGUAAAUAAAGAUGGACGUCGCCUCUGUGACGUCACCCACAGAUUUCUAAAGCUCAAAGUGAGCUGCUCCACCGUCGCCAUCUUGGCAUGUCUGACCCCCGCCCCCUAACUCCCAGCUAAUCCAGAAAUGGUCAAAGAAGCAUUCGCUCGCCCACCUGUCACUCAAAGAGGCCACGCCCUCAAUCCUCCAUAACUGUAGUCCUUAAUAAAAUGUAAA